Molecule: messenger RNA, 5604 nt
Organism: Amoebophrya sp. A25
Lineage: Eukaryota; Dinophyceae; Syndiniales; Amoebophryaceae
Source: the annotation of a GenBank genome assembly
GGGCGCAGCCUGAUCCAUUUGGCCUGCACAACGCCGAAUAUGAAGUGGCUGCCGCUGGUCGAGCUCCUACUCACACUCGAUCCAGCCGUCGUGGAUCUGAAGGAUUCCAAGGGUGCAACUUGCCUCGACCUGCUGCUGAUGCAGGAGCAGCGAGCGGACAACAGUUUUUGGUACAAGAACACCUCCGAAGAAGAUGAAACAGCGGCUCAAGGUCGACGAAAUUAUAACAAGAUGUCUCUUGGCUCCACCCUCUUGGACUUGCUCGCCGAGCAUGGCGCGACUGUCAGCCAGGAGAGCGUAAAGAACGUCCUUUGGAGCUGCAAAAAGAACAAAGGCGGCAACGCCACGGACCGAAGGAACGUGUUUGCAUUCGUAGCCCUUCUCGAGAGGUUUCCGACUGCGGUGGUGCGAGGAUUGCUCGGGCAUGCCAAGAUGGAGAUGGUAGAUUAUCACAAUGGAAGCACCACAGCAGCCCUUGGUCUUGCCAAGAUGGAUCAUAUUGAGGUAAGUGGACGUGGACUAUGUCUCGACACGUCCGCGUGGAGUGAGCUGGAUUCUCUGCGUUUGAUCAAGCAUCUGCGGGAGAUUUUCAAGUCGUAUUUUCAGAGGAAACAGCCUAUGGCGUUCCCGAGUCUCAAGGAGGUGCAAGCCCUGGUAGAACCUCUGGAGCGCUUCUUUGGACGCUCCAUGCUGUCGCAGGCCUUCUCUUCGCAAGACCCGGAGUGCUCAGACUCCCCUCUUGCGGCUGCCCACACUUAUCUUGCUUCAACAUCACGAGUAGAAGAAGCUGAAGGCAAAGCGAAAAAAGAGGUGCACUCGCUCUUGGUGUCCCGCCGCGCGUAUAACUCGCAAUUGUGCCGGUUCCAACACUCCCUGGUCGCUCCUGCGAGCGUGGCGUGGAGCAUUCUUGAUUGCUUUGCGCGCAUAUAUCCGCACGGCGUACCUGUAUCGGUGACGAAAACGACGAAGCCUCUUCUGCUGAAUGCAGAUGGCACCCCGAGGAUGGUUUCGAAGAAGGUAAGCAGCACACAAGGGUAUGGUCCGAAGAAGAAAGGGCGCGUCGAAGACAUGCCCACUCCCCACUACAACGAAACGAAAGUGACUUACGAGGGCGAGCGGAUUUACGCAGUAUUUGAGUAUCUAGCCUUUAAAGCUGGGCUUGACAUCUGGAAAGAGAAAGUGAACGCCGGGUCGCAACCUUUCGCGACUCCCGUUUUUUUCCGUUCGGAGGACGAUUACAAGUCUUGUAAACAUCAUCAUCAUCACGGCGGCGGCGCAGUCGGGGUGGCAGGCAGAAGCGAUUCGGACACGUCUCUCAGGUUUCAUGGCUUGCCGUGUAUGGAUUUCGACACUGGCUCGCCGUGUACGGACGUCGUCUUGGAGAAAUCAACAACGCAAGGAAUUCAGUUCCUACACAGCGUCACUCUUAUGAGUGCCUAUGAGACACCAUUUUUCGUAGCAGAAGGACAGGGGUGGACAACUUCUGCUUCUCGUGCGACAGCAAGUUCCUCCACAGAAGAACAUCAAAAGGCGAAAAUAGAUCGAGACCAAUCAAAUAGAAAUACAAAAACUCGACGAUCCGAGCAACAAGAGGACUACCCUCGUCUCGCUGUUCAGUCCAUGGGCCUCGUCCAUCUGGCUUGCGUAGGCAACGAGAAGAACAAUUUGCAAGCCCAAUUCAAUCUUCCAGGGUUUCCGAAAGUUGUCUUAGGCCAGGAAGAAGCCCACCAAGAAAGUACGUCGAAUUAUUCGCUUGGGCAAAUCGGUAGCGCUCCUCCACAGCACGCUUUUCGCUACGUGGUGUUUUACGACUACAUCGGGACUAAGCGGAGGGCAUCAAAAAGCAAUGGAUGGGUUCUCGCUCGUCUGAGGGACGAGGACUUUGCGGAGCUUUGCGGGAAAGCGCAAAACUUUGCGACUGUGCUUUCGGAGGCAUGUGAGAAAGGUGCGAAGCAAUAUGACACGGACCACCAGAACAAGUCAGAAGAUUUUUCAGCAACAGGCACGAAAAUAAAACUACUGUCGGAAGGUCUCAAAGAUACUUUUCGCAACUUCAGCUACACAGAACUGUGCGCCUUCGAGUGGAAGGAAACGCUUAGUAGCGCCGCUAAAAAACCUGCUGAAGGCUCGCCGUGGUUCCUGGAUGAUCCAUCGGGACUAUGGACUUGGACUGGAAGUAGCCGUUCGAAGUCUAUGUCUACUGCGUUGGCUGUGGAUGCGGAUAAAAAACCUGUCCCCGCGUCUUGCUCCCUGGCCCUGUCUGCCGUCAUUUUGGUCAAGGGGCGCGUUCCGUUGGGAAGUGCGUGGUCGAAGGCGAGCGACUACGCCACAUUGCGGCCAUCGGGGGGUGCGCCGCUGUUCGAUUUCCCGUCUCGUUGCCUGGGUGGUGCUUAUUUACUCGGAAAAGCCCCGGGGGCAUCUAAAGUGCUUCGCGAUUUGCAGGACCGCAUCCCGCCCACUAUGAUUUUGGCCAAUAUUGAUGACAGCGCUAAGAAAGACAGCGACCGGGAGAAUGAAUCUAGAAUGCCUUCGCUGGUCUACGGACACACCGCAGCGCAUGCGCUGCUCGUUGGUCUGAAUUUCGAGAAGCUGGUCGCCCCCGGGAAUCUGUAUUGGGCAGAGCGCGCUGCCGCGGUUCAACAUCUUUUGCGGCACAAGAUCAACGGGCGAGAAAAGAACAAAGACAAAGACGGUCUCAAAUAUUGCAAAACGGCAACAUGCUGUUAUCAGCCGCGCAAUCAUUCCUCUCGCUUUUGUUGUGCAGCAUGCGAGAGCAGCGAUGGACUUGAGCACCUUCUUUGCGAUGCCCGCGUCUCCCCGGAAUUCGAUCAAUAUGUUUGCGAACCAGCUGAUUUGCUUUUUGACCCUCUACGUAACGAAAGGACCGUCUCAAAAACCUUGUAUAAGAUGGAUCACCGCACGCACACCAAGUAUCACAUAUUCGGUCAGCUUCUUCGCCACGGAAAUUCUUUGAACGAGGCACUCGCGCCGUUCCUGCAGAGCGAUUCGUCUGGUCGACAGGUGUUAAACUCGUUGUUGAUAGCAGCCCGCUCUUCCGCAGAUCGAUCCAAACAUGUACCUGGGUGUACUAGCUGUUUCCAUUUUCUGGUAGAAGAUGGGAAGCACGUUGAUCUGAACACGGUUUGGGCACGAACACUGUUGCGUGCUAUCCUAAGAACAGCUUCCAGUUCCACAACAACGCAGUUGUCGAACUUGGUGAACGAAGAUGUCGAGGUUGAUGAGACUGCACCCGACUUCGUCAAGCUCAACGUCAACAACGAAGAAGAAGCGGAGGAAAUGUUCUUCGAGCGCGCAUUCCUAUGCGAAGGGGUGUUUCGCCCAGACGUGCAGACGGGAGAGAGUGCUGUUACUAAGUACAUGCUCGAGUCGCACUACACGCCUGAAGUGAGAAAUCCAGGUGCGGGAGUUGGCACUUCUCCGGUGACCACUCCCAAGACGAUUGUUAACAAAAUAGGCACUCUCCUUCGCCAAGUACGAAACAGUGCAACUUGUGCAGGAGCAGCAGGAGCGAACCUGCCAAGUAGACAAAUGGAAUUAUUGCUCAAGUAUCUGCGGGAAUACGAACAUCCAUUGAGCGGAGAAACUCUCUGGCAUCUCGCGUUUCGUGCACACCUAAAGAGCAGCAGCCAAGGUGGGGGAAUUCUUACGUAUCAGCCUUUUCUGACAUGUCUGCAAGCAGAAAUCGCGGCACCUCUAAUCCCGUAUCGGCGAACGCAGCCGCUGGUGCUGCAUGAGAUGUUGAAACCUGAGAACAGGAAAAGAUUCUUGCCAACAUUGUGGAAACAUCAUUUGGACCUGUGCAUCGCUGAUUACAAAGCGAAAUUUCUCUCGGGUUCGGUCAACAGCGGAGCAGCAGAGGACGACGUCGAAAUGAAGAUGUUGACAGAUGAUGAGACCUAUGGUGAGCAGACCUCCACCAACGAGCGAGGAGACCGAGAGGAAUGGAUGUUUUUCAAUCUACCCACAGCAGACGGGAUGGAGACGGCUGCUUCGCUCCUUUUUCAUCCGCAGAUACAGGGACCAUGGUCGACAUCAGAAGCGGGGGAAGAUGAGAGCAAUGAACAUCCUUUAGUGAUGGCGAUCCACGCGUUCGAAGCCCUCAUGCAGGAGGAUGCGUUCGUCACAAAGGCAGCUGCUGUCCGCCAAGAGGCGGAAAAAUUGCGAUACGGCACAAGGAGGUUCAGGAGCAGCAGCACCACAACCCUUCUGGAGGGUUGUGGUAACGAGAGAGAGACGAGAGGAGAUAGCGCGAGAGCGGUACAUGCGCUUAUUCAGCAACAGCUUCCAGAUCCCUUUGACUUGGCCGCCCUCACUUCGGCAGCUGCGUGGUCGUCUGGGCAGCAUGAGCAUGCUAGGGGAGGAGCAUCAACUUCAGCAGAUGGGCACGCGAGCGUCACUCUACACGUGAAUCCAGAGACAGCCACACGAGCCCCGCUCUUCGAAGCCGUUCGGAAUGUAAUUGACAACGACUCUUGCGAUACGACGCUCGGACGCCUGAAAGCGCUGCUAAACCACAUCAAGUUUCGAGCGGAGAGGGGCUUGUCUCCGUGGCUUAUUUCCUCAUUACGUGGCGUCGAGAGAAGUGGCAUGUUGGAUACUCAACAAACCGAGCUGAAGUUGGCGGUUCCACUGAUUAACAUGCCACACGUUUUGAGUGGCGAAACGCCGCUGUCGUACGCUGUCGGCGCUCGCAACAUUCCGCUCAUCCAGCUUUUGCUGGAACACCGCGCGGACCCUUGCUUUGUGCAUUCGACGACGCAGAACUCUUUGUUGCACUUGUCGUCACGGAAUCGACACGCGCACGCUGUGAAAAUCCUGCUCGAAGCGAUCGGCGAACAAAAUUCGAGCACAAGCUCAUCUUCUGCGAAGAUUGCCGAGGACAAUUCUCUGGCCCUACAAAAACUCCUUUCCGCUCCAAACGGGCGCGGAAAUACCCCGCUCCAUCUGGCUGUCAUGCACGCUGCAGAGGAGGAUCAGUUCGAGGUUGAAUAUCUGCUAUUGUCAAAGUGUGCCAAGUACAUGUCGGACCUGUCGGAAAGAUCAUCAGACCCCAUCAUGUUUGAGCAUCUUCAACUUCAACAUAUAGAAGAAGCCAAUGCAACAAGCCAAAGCCUGCCUCCUGCAAAACGGCGUCGAACAACCGAUCAUCAAAGAGCUACUGAGGGAUCGUCCCUGAAGAUUGAUCGUAGUCCGCUCUCCGCCAGCACCGCUUCCACUAGUAGGAGAAUUCCGAAUCUUCACUCGGGGUCGGGGGUCGUGGCAGUGGACGCAUUCCUCGAGAAGCUGGUGAAUGCGGGAAACAGUUUGGGAGAUUCGCCUCUGCUUGUCUCCUUCACAAAGGCGGCGAACCCGAUGGAGGCGCUUUCCGGUCUGAUCUCCAAGAAGGCGGACAUUCAUGCGACGAACUCGGUUGGGCGCACACCGCUCAUGUACGCCGCACUAAGCGGCGGCAGUACAGCGGCAGCCAUGCUGCUCAAGCGCGGUGCGCGCGUCAACCAGCGGGACGUGUACGGUGCGACUGCGCUUAACUACGCAAUUCUGCAGAAAGACGAGACCACGGCGACUUUGCUGAUACAAGAGGGC